AAAAACAACGACUGGAGGAAAUCCGAGCAAGCUCCGAGAAAAAGAAACAAGCCAGCGUGUGCGUGAAAUUGCUGCCAAAACAACGUCGAAGGAGAAAAGCAAGGCCUACUUGGAUGGACGCUCGAGGAGAUGGCCACAAGAAUCAACUUCUGCUGCAAUUUAACAAAAUGGCGCUUUUCAGCGCCAACGAAAAAUUCACGGAAGAGUUAUUGUUUCAAAUGAUUCAUGCACUGCUUUUGGUGCAUUUUUAAAGCUUUUGACGCUUGGCGUUUAAUUUAAUUUAAAUACUUCCCCCGAAAUUUUCAUUUAAAAAAAAAUUACGAAUAUUAACAAUUUUCGCUUGCAAGUGUCAAACGUCAAACGAUCGCAGUUGGCCUUGAACAAGCAAGCGCGUGCUUUGACCCACGCAAACAUCUUUCCGCUCUCUGAUUGGCUGUUUUGUUUUGCCGUGGAGUCGUGAAGGCAGCAUUUUUGCCAACGAUUUUCAUUCCAUCGUCAUCGUUCGAACCGACAACAUCGUAGCAGUAGCAGCAGCAGCGAAAAAAACAACGAUUGGAGGAAAUCAAGAGCAAGCUCCGAGAAGAAGAAACACGCCAGCGUGUGCGUGAAAUUGCUGCCAAAACGACGUCGAAGGAGAAAAGCAAGGCCUACUUGGAUGGACGCUCGAGGAGAUGGCCACAAGAAUCAACUUCUGCUGCAAUUUAACAAAAUGGCGCUUUUCAGCGCCAACGAAAAAUGCACGAAAGAGUUAUUGUUUCAAAUGAUUCAUGCACUGCUUUUGGUGCAUUUUGAAAGCUUUUGACGCUUGGCGUUUAAUUUAAUUUAAAUACUUCCUCCAAAAUUUUCAUUUAAAAAAAAAUUACGAAUAUUAACAAUUUUCGCUUGCAAGUGUCAAACGUCAAACGAUCGCAGUUGGCCUUGAACAAGCAAGCGCGUGCUCUGACCCACGCAAAAUGUUCCGCUCUCUGAUUGGCUGUUUUGUUUUGCCGUGGAGUCGUGAAGGCAGCAUUUUUGCCAACGAUUUUCAUUCCAUCGUCAUCGUUCGAACCGACAACAUCGUAGCAGUAGCAGCAGCAGCGGAAAACGAAAAUUCACGAAAGAGUUAUUGUUUCAAAUGAUUCAUGCACUGCUUUUGGUGCAUUUUUAAAGCUUUUGACGCUUGGCGUUUAAUUUAAUUUAAAUACUUCCCCCAAAAUUUUCAUUUAAAAAAAAAUACGAGUAAUAACAAUUUUCGCUUGCAAGUGUCAAACGUCAAACGAUCGCAGUUGGCCUUGAACAAGCAAGCGCGUGCUUUGACCCACGCAAAAAUUUCCGCUCUCUGAUUGGUUGUUUUGUUUUGCCGUGGAGUCGUGAUGGCAGCAUUUUUGCCAACGAUUUUCAUUCCAUCGUCAUCGUCAACGAUCGCAGUUGAGCCUUGAACAAUUGCUCAAAAUCAUAUGGUUCGGUAAAUGUCCUCCCGGGAGAACCUCCCUGAGGGCACCGGCCACUCCAGGUUGUGGCCAACACUGUCAAAAUGACCAUUAUCAUUUCCAGUAUUAAAACCCAUGAAUUUUGAUACCCAUAUUGCCAAAAAUCGUAUGGUUCAGUAAAUGUCCUCCCGAGAGAACCUCCCUGAGGACACCGGCCACUCCAGGUUGUGGCCAAUACUGUCAAAAUGGCCAUUUGCAUUACCAGUAUUGGUUCGGUAAAUGUCUUCCCGGGAGAACCUCCCUGAGGGCACCGGCCACUCCAGGUUGUGGCCAAACUGUCAAAAUGGCCAUUUUCAUCACCAGUCUCAAAAUCCAAGAAGUUUGUUACCCAUAUUGUCCAGUCUCGUAUGGCCUUCCAUCGGAACACCCCUGAGGGUUCUGGCCACUCCGGGUCUUGUGGCCAGAAUAUUCCGGCUGGCCUGCCUCCGCUUGGGCUGCACCUUGCUCCAGGCCAGCUGCUUUUCGGCCAACUGCUUCUGGGCCUCCAGGCCAUCUGCUUCCAGGUCCAGGUUGUUGUUUACUCCUCGGCGUCCAGCGAUAGAAUGAUUUCCCUGGGCUGAUCGAGCGGGGUUUAUAUUGGCUCAAAAUGGUGACGGAUGCCCCGCCUUUUUGCGCCGGUUAUCCCAAACCUCAUCAUUUGCUUUUUGUUGCAACUGUGUGGAAAAUUCCACGCAACAGUGCCUUGUUGCGUUGCAGACCCCUUCCCCAGUACCAAGCAUGCAACAUUUUCGUAACGCGCGACAUUUUUCGUUUUUCUGGAUUGACACCUCACCAGAAUAGAGCCCUUAGGACAAAGUUCUUUGUCAAAAAUAAAAUUUUGGAAAAUGUUAAGAGAUACCCCCUGGCAAUUUAUAGGCCAUAAAGAAUCGAGGCAUAAGCAUAUCCUUGUCAAACUGGACUACGAUCCAUGCGGCUCCGACAUUCAGGACGAUGCAGAUGAUGUUUUCUAUUUCGCCCAGUGUGAUUAUGAUCACUUUGUAACCGUUGGUUCCAAUCCUGACGAAUAUAAGCUUCGCCACAACACUUUAUUUCCCAUAUUCACCGCAUUACACUCUACGCCAGUUGCGAAGGGGCGAAACUUAUAGUGUGAACGCGGCUGAUGCCCAUCAAUUUCCUGUGGGGUAGCAUGGCGGCGCCCACUUACGUCAAACGAAAAUUGGUGGGAAAUCAUGGACUCGGGAAUCAACAAGAGAGCGCGAUUUGGGGAAAAUCGGCCUCUUUUAAUCAGGCGUCCGAGCAGUUCGGAUGUGCUCCAGAGGAGGGUAACCAAUCGCUCUCGCCAUCGUCGGAACCAGGAGGUUCCGAGAGCACCCGUUCCGUCUCGGAUUGGUCGGCCUAGGCUUUGUAAGUCGCGUUGCGCAUCUGCCUACGUCUAAACGUAAAAGGACCCCAGCCCGUUUUCUGGCGCCUCCCCGCGCCAUAACCAUCAAGGACGACUACCCUCAGGCCGCUGGCCUUCAACGUAAAGGAGGGACCCCUCUCGGCGAGCCCAAAUCGGUGCACUCCUGGGCUUGCCGAUUAGUCAAGGAGGGAAGACGCCUGCCCGUCGGAGCCAGCAACGCCCGCUGGUCUUCCAUCAACCCGGAACCGGCACGAAGCCGUAGAAUCGAGCCGCCUACGAAGGUCGGCGAACGAAGCUGCAUCCGGCAACCGAAGGACCGGACGAACGCAGCCAGGAACAAGCCACCGCAGCCUGCAAACAACCCCCCCCCCCUACGGGGCCGUCACCGCAGAGUCGAGGCUGGAAGCCACUCUGCCGGCCCGAACGUCGCCGGCGCGUGAUCAUCAGCUGAAUUUGCGCGGUAAGAACAACCCCUGAACGACCCACACUGACAUACCCACACACCACUUCCAACUUCCCAAAGAUCCCGCAAUAAAGUGCUGUGAAAAAGUUGAAAUUCGUGGUUUUCCUGAUUGUCCAUCACUUCCCCUGAAUCACCUAAUAGCAAUGCCGACCCUGGGACUACUCGGUCUGAGUCUCUUGCUCUGUGCUGGCCAAGCCAAUAGUUUCAACUUGAAUGCGAGAAUUUCCACCGUCGACUGGGAAACUUGUCUUGGCUCUUCCUCAGUUGAUGAAGUCACUGCACACUUCUACGGGAAACUUAACACCAUCCUACAUGAGGUUGUGCCGAAGAAAAUCCGAUGAAUGAGUCACCGAUACAAGCUGCCGUGGUGGGACGAGCCCCAAAGAAUCGUUUACGUAAGGCGACGUCGCGUUACAUGGAGUCAAGGACAGCAUGCACAAAAAAAUGUAAUUUUACCCAACACUGAAACCAUUAUUUGAACGUAAACAUGCUCAAUGCACUGAAAAUACGACACACGUUUAAUUCAAGUGCCCAAACCGCCCAAAAACUUGAAUCAUUGAAUAAAGCCACAUCAUAGAUUUAAUUGUUUUGUGUUUCAACAUCAAUCCAAACCACAUUCAAAUGCAAGUGUUUGGGCGAUUGACUUUUUGGUAUUUUUUGACAUGUUAUUGUCAUUCGGGUGGCUCAAACUUUUCAAGUGUUUUGCUGAUGAAUUUGUCCCACUGCCAUGAACUAUUCAAAGUGAUGUGACACUAGAAAUUGAUCUUUAGAUCUACCCAAAACAGGCACCAUUCAAAAUCAACGUGAUUUUCCACUUGAAUGUUUCACUGAUUGAUUUUAGCGCGACUUUUAUCGAAGGCUAGAACGAGUAACACAAAAAACUCUCUUGUUUUCAACUGGCCGGCCGGCGCAGUGUUAGCGUGCACGUCUAGCAAGCGAGAAUAUGUAUACAGCUUGUACGUACUACACCCAAAAUUCAGAGUCGUGAAAAUCGUUCCCUCAAAAUUCAUUAAGGGCUCAGUGCUCAGUCAAUCAAAGGCGUAGUAGUGUUGUAACCACAUCAUUGUGAGUCCCUGUAUGUAUGUUUGCUAAGAUAUGUUGGGUCAGCUAGGACACGCACCAAAUUAGGGAAACUUUGCUUUUUGAUCGUCGCCACCUAUGGGAGGAUAGCAGAAACCCUAUUUUGCACCGUUUUGCUCGAAAUAAAUGAUUUUUAAACAAAUUGUGUUCGGUUUGAAAUUAAAGCCAAUUGGGAAGCAUCUCCUGUGUAAAUUUUUUGAAGCUCAAUUUGUCCUUGAAAAUUAACAAGAAAGAGAGCAAAAUGAAAAGUCUUUUGUAUCAAAAUUUGGGAGAAAACUAAGAUUGCCGGUUCGUACAAGCGAUGAAGACUGACUCUCGUUCACUUUGGCAGAACUCGUGACACAGUCCGGAUCGUUUUGGAAGUAUUUUUACGACCGUGAUAAUUAGCGUCCUCUGAUCGUCGUCAAUUGCGAUCAGGUGAAAUCGUGGCAGUGAUAAUUUUUGAAAAAUUAACAGCACUAAGUGCAUCUGUGCAAGGUAGUUUUGGUGAUAUUUUUUUUGUAAUUGGUACUUGAUCUUGUGUAAUUAAAUUUGCAGUCGAGGUGUGAAGAAUUUUCGAGGCAGAUCUGUGAUCGAGCCUAGUUGGCAGGAGAAAUUUGCAGGUGUGAGGCCGCCGCAAUCAGAACGAGUGAGAAAGGAACCCAUCAACGUGGGUGGCUUAUCUGGAGCUGGAAAGCUCAAACGUGGUCGUCUGGGAGCGCAAUCCUGGAUCGGAAGCAGUUUUUUUUGGAACCGGAAGUGAAGUGUUUGUUAACCUUGAACUUUGAGAAUCUUUUGGUGUGUCGGAAUUUGGGGACAGCCCGUCGCUUUUCGCUGUUGGCACAGCUCUAUUGCCACCCCCAGCGGCAACCGGAAAAACGUCACACCGGUAACGCCUUAGUCGGUCUAGGACGCCAUCUCGUAGCACUUUAGCGAGAGCACGUUGGGAUCGAACGCUAGAGGUCAGUGUGGGAUCGGAUAACGCUACACGUCCGUAACCCCUCUGCCACGUGUUUGCUUUCGGGGUGGGUUAGCUUCGGCUCAAUACUCCCACGACUUCCGGAAACGCACGCCUGAGUUGGUAGCAGGUCCUUGUUGGAUCAAUGACGCCCCUCAGCAUACACUGACCCACCAACACAUGUGCAUUUGACCGAUUUAAGCCCCGACAACUAGCACCAUCUAUCGGCAGGACGCCAAAGCCGCAACAACAACACGCGCCGGCGCUCAACCGUACGCCUGAGCCGGUAACGCCUCGCCUCGCCUCACACGCUUCAAGAAUCGGCCCGCCUUCGCCGAUCGGUCCAGCCGACAUCGGACCGGAAUUGUCGACACAUCGUGGGAGCACCGCACAAAUCGCAAGUAACGAACUCCGUAGGGACGUUUAGGAACCGGAUAGGGAAAUAGGGACGUUUAGCGGUCAGAAGGAGUAGGGAAAAAGGAUUAGGAUCACACCUGGACUGAGUUGAAUUGUCCACGCAAAAGAUGGAGGUUUUUUAGCUUGGCUUUUCCUCCCAAUAAAAAAAUAUAAUCAAAACUACAAAAGUUUCUGGCCUCAGUUUUUUUCUUUUAAUCUGAGAGAUAAAAUAUAAUCUUUAUUCUUUUCUUUUAAUACAAAUAAUACAAAUUUAAUCGGUCCUUAGUGAACUUGGGUCGAAGUCAGUUGGUAAACGAAGUCACAUAUCGCAAUAGUUUCAGCUAAAUCAAUAAAUACACAUAAAUAUUGGCUCAAAUCUUGGUUUUCUUUCACAAUUUUCAAUAGUACAAAAUCUUAGUUUUCGGUCUUUAGUUUUGGGUUAGUUUGAUGAACAUUUUGGUAGGUGCCACUCCGUUUUAGCCUGCCCGAAGAGAGAGUUUCUAGCCGGACCUCCAACUGCGACAACAGCCUUCCGUUUGGAAGUGGCGCUUAAGCUGUUGAACGUUUUGUGUGCAACGCAGAAUCGUUACAGUGUCGUAGUCCCAUGCCAGCCGCAGGCAAGCCUUCUUGCCGUCCAGUGGCAUCAUGGUGUUGGUCUUGGUCACCUUGAUGUCACACAGUUGCUUGUCCGCAGCCUAGACGCCCAGCUAGUUCGGUCGUUCAUCAUCAUCAAAGAGGAUCCUGUCGGAUAACUUCCGUCCUCCGCGAAUUCUUGAUGACAAUUGAAAAACCAGCUCGAUCGGCAACACUGGUUGCUGCGAUCGACUCACCAACGCGACACCCCUCGUCGCCGCCUGCGAUGACGCAAGGAACGAUCGAGAAGGUGGGAAUUGGCGCGCAACGGAUGCGCGCGCAAAACGGAGAAGGAGGAGAGAGAGAGAAGUGGAGAUUUUCACUCCAGUUCGCGACGCGUUUGAGUAAAGACGUGCUUGUAAAUAGUGAUCGGAAUAAAAGUUUUUUUGUUAGGAAAGAGAAAAACGCAAAGUGUUUUGAUCACCCGGAGAAACCCUAAUACAGUCCACCCGAAGAUCCAGUUGGGAGAUUUGGCCCCAACAUUUGGCCCUUACGAGCCGGAUAGACAGUGCCUAUCGGUAAGUUCGUCGGAAUCAGAGAAUUCCGGAGUGUCGCGAGGAGUGAAGUGUCCGGAAGUCGCUAAUCCCGGAGGGCGUUUCACGUGGCCCGAACAGCGUGAAAGUGACGCGGUUGUGUGGAGGUUCCAGCAACGCGCGAGACUGUGCACCGGAAGAGGUCGGAUUGGCCGCCGGUAGUGCGAAGUGUGGACAGUGGUCGCGAUUGGCCACCGAAGCAGAACAUUGCGUGGACGGUAGCGUUGCUACUCGAGCAGAAAAGUGCGUGGAAGGUGGUUCGAGAAGACCACCCGAGCAAAGUGAAAAAGUGUUCGGUGAAGAGAGCGUGGGCCGCCAUCUUGAAAACGCCAGCAAGAGAGUGUUCGGCGAGAAGAGAGCGUGCGCCGCCAUCUUGGAACCCGAGAAAGUGAAAAGUGAGCUGCAUCCCGGCGGAUGUGGCGUAGUUUCCUGGGGUUGAACACCGAGCCGAAAGUAGAACCGGAAGAAGGCGAGGAAUCUGGGCAGGAAGGAAGUGUUCAGAAGAAACCGGAACCGGAAGACCGUAAGCCCGUGGUGGUUCAACUUCCGCUGACUCCAAAGCAACGGCACGCGGAGAGCAAGCGGAAAAUGGCGGACGAGGAAGUGCAGGCGUUGCUGAACAGGCGCGGACAUGUGAAGGGCAAGCUGACGCGGGUCAGGACUGUCCUCGGCCAGCCUGGAAUCCCAGCAUCGCGGAUCGUAGUCUGCAAGGCGAACGCUGAGAAGUACUACGGUGAGUACAACAGUCUUAACAACGAUAUUAUGGACGCAAAGCUGUCGGAAGACCAGAAGGACGAGAACACAGCACGGUUCUUGGACUUCGAGCAGCUCUACGACGAGGUGCUUGAGAAGAUCGUUGAGCUCACAGCACCACCGAAUCGUGUCCAAGCGGUCGUCCCUGCCGGACAGGCUGGUCAGCAGGUGAUUGUCCAGCAGACGCCGUUGCGAGCACCGAUUCCAACGUUUGACGGCCAGUACGAGAACUGGCCGAAGUUCAAGUCGAUGUUCCUGGAGCUGAUGAAGAACUCGCCAGACUCGGACGCCAUCAAGCUGCACUACUUGGACAAGUCCCUGGUGGGAGCGGCGACGAGCAUGAUCGACACGAAGACGCUUCAGGACAACAACUAUGCGCACGCGUGGGAGAUCCUCGAGGACCGGUACGAGAACCAACGCCUGAUCAUCGACAUCCACAUCAACGGAAUCUUGCAGCUAAAAAGGAUGGCGAAGAAGUCGUCAAAGGAGCUGCGAGAGCUGUACGAGGAGUGUUCGAGACACGUUGAGAACUUACGGUACCACAAGCAGGAGCUGCUGGGUGUAUCGGAGUUGUUCGUCGUCAACAUUCUGUCGUCUUGCUUGGAUCGUGAGACUCGUGAGCAGUGGGAAGCUACCGUCAAAAAGGGUGAACUCCCGAAGGAUGCGCAGACGAUCGAAUUCCUGAAGCAGCGGUGCGCCAUCCUGGAACGGUGCGAGCUAGCUGCCCCUGCGUCGUCUGCUGCCCGGUCGGCAGUUCCCAAGGCGGUGCAGUCCUCGAAGCCAUCGGCGAAGAUCACCUCGGCAGCCGCGACAUCCAACGAUCUGGAGUGCGAUCUGUGUGACGGGUCUCACGCGAACUACAAGUGUGGCUCGUUCCGCGGCAUGAGUGUUGCGGAGAGAUGGUCGAAGGUGCGUGACGCGAGGCUGUGCUACAACUGCUUGCGCAAGGGUCACCGAGUCGGACAGUGUUCGUCGGACCGAUCCUGCAAGUGUGGCGAGAAGCACCACAGCUUGUUGCACCAAGAGAAGAACCAGCAGCAAACCAAGCCGAAGCCAGAAGCGGCUCCGGUAUCAGCGAAGGCGCCGUCGGCAGUGUCAAACGCCAGCGUGAAGGCUGGUCCCAGCGGCACGGGUGCGCCGGAAGUGAACGACGAGAACGAGCAGCAGGCAACGUCAUGUUUCAGCAGCGGAGCGCUGAAGUCACCGCAGCAGGUUCUGCUGCAGACAGCCAUCAUCAACGUGGCGGACAAGGCCGGCAGGUUCCAUCCGUGUCGCACGUUAUUGGAUUCUGGUUCCCAGGCGCACAUUUUGUCGGAGGCGAUGGCUCGAACCCUCGGCCUAACCUUCGAAAAGUGUAACGUGACGGUCAUUGGAGCCAACGCAGUGAAGACGCAAGCAAAGAAGGGAGUCAACCUUACCUUCUCGUCGAGGUACUGUCAGUUCCAAGACAACAUCUCGUGUCUGAUUUCGGACAAGCCCACGGGACGGAUCCCGUCGGCAAGAAUCGAGACAGCUGCUUGGCACAUCCCGAGCGACGUGUUCUUGGCAGACCCGAAGUUCAGCGAGCCGCACGAGAUCGAUCUGGUCAUGGCGUCGAACUACGUGUGGGACUUGCUGCGAACGGAUCGAGUGAAACUGGCGAACGGCACCGUGACUCUGCGUGAAACCGAUCUGGGCUGGAUCGUGACCGGCGUGUACGACCCGUUCCAGCAGCUGAGUUGCCAAGUCGUCCACUCGAACAUCACGCUGAAGGAUCAGCUGAACAACGCCAUCGAGAAGUUCUGGCUGGUCGAAGAACUUGCAGACAAGCAACUGCAAACCAACGAAGAACAGGCAGUGGAAGAGCACUUUCGCGGCACCCGGUUCUCCGGUUCCGUCGCCAUCCGGUCGCAUUCACCGCCGACGUGGUGA
Messenger RNA from Culex pipiens pallens (northern house mosquito), 9517 nucleotides. RefSeq lists its product as uncharacterized. The coding region runs from base 7268 to 9517 and encodes 749 amino acids. The transcript has 2 exons. NCBI's taxonomy places the organism in Eukaryota, Metazoa, Arthropoda, Insecta, Diptera, Culicidae. The record is from RefSeq and is a predicted model, not a curated record.